Molecule: messenger RNA, 1205 nt
Organism: Exserohilum turcica Et28A
Lineage: Eukaryota; Fungi; Ascomycota; Dothideomycetes; Pleosporales; Pleosporaceae
Exons: 3
Coding region: 252-1040 (262 amino acids)
Molecular function (GO): protein binding
Source: RefSeq, a predicted model, not a curated record
CGUCGUUGCAUUCACCACUCCCAGCACGGACCAUAGCGGCUGCCUGCCGCACCUGGGCGCGGCAAACUACGUUGAGAAAAUGUUUGCCGCAUCAUGACUUGUACGGUGUGCACAUAUCCUCGCACCUUGAUCCGGCUCUAUACUAUUUAGUAAAAGAACUAUCUUCAAGUCACAUUACGCAUCCAGCAUUACAUUUGAGCAGUACCUGGGCUGGACCAGUCCUCGAGGCCGAAACCAGAGACUCAGAAACUAUGCAGUCGGCGACCGAGAAAUCUCUAGCAGAACCCACAACGCCGCACUGCAGGGCGUCGCCCGCGCGUCCGGCUACCUCGAUUCCACCGCCUACGCCCAGCAAACCCAAGACGAGAGAAACAAGACUCGUACUCGGAGAUGAGACAGCUGACUUUGCCAUCGUGUGCGGGGGAACGCGGUUCAUGGCACACAAGGCGGUUCUGUCAGCCUCGUCUCCGUAUUUCGAGCGUAUGUUUCGGUUCAGCGGCAGUGAGGCUACAAACAGACAAGUAGAUGUCGCAGACGUCGAUGCCCUGAGCAUGCGGCACAUUCUCGAGUACAUGUACACGGGGGCAUAUGCGCUUCCUGGGGGCAUCGCCAUUCCGAAAGGCGAGUGGUACUUCUGCAGUCACGGCAGUUUAGCACUGUGUAGCAGGGGUUCAAGUGUGCGUGGUUCUCGCAUUUUCAAGCGGGCGUGUCCUUGUGCGGGAAAGGUGCUUGCGCCGGGGCAUUUGCUGCUGCAUGUGCGGAUUUACACCGUGGCCGACUACUUUGAUAUGUUUGGUCUUAAAGAGUAUGCGCGCCAGGGUGUGCUCGAUGUGCUGCAUGUGUAUUGGCAGGAUCAGAGACUGCGGUUGGCGGAUGUGCUGGAUGAGACGUUUACGGCUACGCCGGAUGGAGAUGUGGGGGUUAGAGAUGUACUGAUCGAGGUGCUAAAGGAGCAUCCUGGGUUGGUGGUGGAUGGGGGAGAGGUCAGGCGGUGGUUGGAUGAGAAUCCGACAGUGAAUGGUAGAGUGCAUUGGGAUUGAGUUGUGAAGAGUGGGGGGAUUCCGAAGAGUGGAAAGGUUGUACAUUGUUCUUUUACUGACUCUAGGCUGAAUAACGGGGCUGAACUUGUUCUGUUCCACUUGCCCCAUAUAUGUCGGCAAUAAGAACAAUAGAUACGCAGCCCCUUGCUAUUUUCCCCAGAAUGC